Pochonia chlamydosporia 170 is the source of this 768-nucleotide messenger RNA. Its product is annotated as dienelactone hydrolase family. Gene Ontology annotation, molecular function: hydrolase activity. Lineage: Eukaryota; Fungi; Ascomycota; Sordariomycetes; Hypocreales; Clavicipitaceae. The record is from RefSeq and is a predicted model, not a curated record. The transcript has 4 exons. Bases 1 to 768 code for a protein of 255 amino acids.
AUGUCUACCAUGCCUGCUACCGCCGGCCACAGCCAGCCGUGCUGUAAUGUUCCUCCUAUUGUUACCAAGGGAUACCAAGCGAAGGGUACUUACGAGGAGAUUGGUGGCUACAAGACUUACGUCACUGGCCCGUCUGAUGCGACCAAGGCUAUUGUCGUCAUCUACGACAUCUUUGGCUACUUUGAGCAGACUCUCCAGGGCGCUGAUAUCCUCGCCCACAGCGACAACGAGCACAAGUACAAGGUCUUGAUUCCAGAUUGGUUCAAGGGCAACCCGGCCGGCAUUGACUGGUAUCCCCCCGACACUCCUGAGAAGAAGGAGAAACUCGGCGCCUUUUUUGGCAAGUUUCCUCCCCCAGCCACGGCUGGCAAUGUCCCCGCCUUUGUGCAGGCCGUCAAGGACAAGAACCCGUCUCUGAGCAAGUUUGGUAUUCUGGGCUACUGCUGGGGCGGCAAGGUCGCAACUCUCGCCACCAAAGCUGACAACAGCCCCUUUGGCGCGGUUGCGUCCGUCCAUCCCGCCAUGGUUGAUCCCGCCGACGCGCAGGGCAUCAACGUCCCCAUGGCGCUGUUGGCCUCUGGCGACGAGCCCGCCGAGGACGUCAAGAAGUUUGAGGACGCGCUCAAGGUGCCCAAGCAUGUCGAGAUCUUCAAGGACCAGAUCCACGGGUGGAUGGCCGCUCGUUCCAACCUAAGCGACGACCGAGUCAAGGAAGAGUAUGAACGCGGCUACAAGACCCUUUUGAGCUUUUACGGCAAGCACUUGUAA